AUGCCACAUCACGAGUCGCAAUGGAAACACACCCGCUAUGAUGCGAGCAUGUGGAGUUAUCAAAGUAUUUUUCCAAAAUUGCUUAGCACAUAUCAUCUUAAAGAUAAACUCGGUGUUACAUACGAAGAAUUUAAAGCAAAUAACUUAAUUUUACACUUCAGUGCCUUCAUACAUUUGAACGUGAUCCUAGGAAGUUUAUCAUUGGUGAACGGAGAUCUAUUUUCCAAAGCGACGAGAAGUAAAGCCGAUGAGAAGAAUGUUCAGAAUAGUGUGUUUGAUUUCAUAAUUGUCGGCGGAGGAACUGCUGGAUGUGUACUUGCGAACAGACUAUCUGCUGUUCCUGAAUGGAAGGUUUUACUUAUCGAGGCUGGUGAAGAAGAAAAUAUAGAUUAUAACAUACCAGGUGUACCAACAGAAGAGUUCCGUCCUAUUCUAUGGAAUUUUAGAACUGAGAGAAAUGGCUUCUCUUGUCUCUCAAGACCUGGUGGUAGCUGUGAAGUCAAAACUGGUAAAGUGUUAGGAGGAUCAAGCGUUACCAAUGAUAUGAAGUAUACCCGAGGGUCUAAGAAAGAUUAUGAUGCAUGGCACGAUAAUCUUGCCCCUGACUCUGUAGGAUGGAAAUUUGAGAACUUGAUAGAACACUUUAAGGCUUCCGAAGACAAUGGUGACUACGAUGUUCUAAUGAACUCUUUCUAUCAUUCUCGCGGCGGAGAAAUGCAUGUGCAAAGAUUCAAACACGUCGAUCGAUAUAUGGAACUAUUUCUAGGUGCAUUUGCAGAGUUGGGCUUUCGUUCGAUUGACAUCAAUACAAAUGUCCCAGAAGCCGCUAUAAAUAAUCAAUUUGUUAUGUUUAAUAACACAAGAUUAAGUACAAAUAGUGCGUUCCUUAAACCAGUAAGGCAUAGAAAAAACCUGACUGUAAAAACGGGUGCGACGGUUACAAAACUUAUCACCGAUGAACAGGAAAAAACUAUUGAUGGCGUUAUAUAUGAAGUUGAAAAAGGCAAAGCGCAAGCUGCUUACGCUAAAAGAGAAACUAUUUUAACGGCAGGAGCCAUUAAUAAUGUAAGAUUACUUCAUCUAUCCGGCAUAGGACCUACAGCUGAAUUGGCGAAGCAUAAUAUCUCAGUUUACGUUGACCUUCCGGUCGGCGCUGAUUAUCAAGAUCAAGUAACAACAGGCGGCUUGGCUUUUACAUUAAGUGACGUAGCACCAUUUACUGAAAGUCAAAUCAUAGAUGAUUUUAAAACAUGGUUCCAAAACAGAGGAGGGCCCUUAGCCUCACGAGGAAUUAACCAAGUGUCAGCAUUUAUUCAACUUUUUGAAAAUAAAAAUGGACCUGACAUUGAGUUAGCAUUGGAAGGUAAUUACAUAAGAAGCGACAAAUUCAUGUUAACAAACGUCACCGUACACACAGCAGAAGAAUCUAGCUUACCGUUACCAUAUUACAAUUUAGUAAUUGUAAAUCCAGUUUUGUUAAAACCUAAGAGCAAAGGGAAAGUAACACUAAAUAAAAGAAAUCCAAAAUAUGGUCGGCCAGUUAUACAAGCGAAUCUUUUAAAGGAGUCGGAAGAUUUAGAUGCAAUAAUAGACAGUGUUGAUAUCGCUUUGCAAAUUCUUGAAAAUAAAGAAUUUAAACGUGCAGAGAUUAAAUUAGCUCCACUUGAUCUAUUUCCUUGCGAUAGAUUACAGAAUAGAGAUCAGUGGAAUUGUAUAGCAAGACAUUAUACCAAAGCGAUGGGAAAUCCAAUAGGCACGUGCCGAAUGGGUGGAAAUAAAACUACAUCUGUAGUUAACUAUGAUCUUAAAGUACACGGAGUUGAAAGGCUUCGAAUAGUAGACGCUUCUGUAAUGCCUACACAUGUUCGAGGUGGAAUAUUUGCACCAACAGUGAUGAUUGCAGAAAAAGCUACUAAGUUUAUAAUGAAAGACUGGAAAGAAAACAAAUCAAAUUUUUAUAACAAUCGAUGA
This is a messenger RNA of Vanessa atalanta (red admiral), 1971 nucleotides long. RefSeq names its product glucose dehydrogenase [FAD, quinone]-like. The record is from RefSeq and is a predicted model, not a curated record. Bases 1 to 1971 code for a protein of 656 amino acids. The transcript is spliced from 4 exons. Gene Ontology annotation, molecular function: oxidoreductase activity, acting on CH-OH group of donors; flavin adenine dinucleotide binding. Lineage: Eukaryota; Metazoa; Arthropoda; Insecta; Lepidoptera; Nymphalidae.